This is a messenger RNA of Saccoglossus kowalevskii, 621 nucleotides long. Its product is annotated as androgen-induced gene 1 protein-like. Gene Ontology annotation, cellular component: membrane; endomembrane system. Lineage: Eukaryota; Metazoa; Hemichordata; Enteropneusta; Harrimaniidae. The record is from RefSeq and is a predicted model, not a curated record.
AUGGCGUCCGAGUAUAUUUUCCGUUUUCUUUCCCAUACUUCCAUCUUUGUCAUAUACGCCUUUGGUAUUUAUUACGACAUGACAAUCCUGGCUGACGACAUGAUGAGAGCUGUCGGACCGCGAAGUUUUGGUGGGAAUGCAAAGUUUCUCACUAUCUGGAACAUGAAUUUCCAGACAUUCUAUUUUGGGCUGUGCAUUUUAACUGAUUUGGUUUUGUCAUGUAACAAACGAAGUAAAUUUGGAAGAAGACUUUGCAGAUUUCGGGAUUGGUUUUUGGCAGCAAUUGCAUUCCCAAUUGGAAUGCUCGUAGUUCUCAUGUUCUGGUUGAUAUAUGCAGUUGACAGAGAACUUGUUUUUCCAGAAUGGUUGGAUAAAAUAUUUCCUUCAUGGUUAAAUCAUGUUAUGCAUACAACAGUAAUUCCAUUUUUAUUUGUCGAUAUGUAUUUAGUACAGCAUAAUUAUCCAUCAAGAAAAUCUGGCAUCUUUGGUACAUUUGUUGUAGGACUUACGUAUUUAGCGUGGUUCAAGAAAUUAUAUAAAUAUUGGAGAGGAAAUGGAGAAAGUGGAUUAAAAUAUGACUAUAUUUAUUUAUUGUGGUACUGCUGGCAUUGUCACAGUUAA